GAUAGUGACGCUAAACCAGUUGAUUGUUUUAUUUUAUUUCCUAAUUAUUCGUGUGAUUUGUGAUUAGCAUUGAUAUUGUGAUAGAUAAUCUAUCUUGUAUGUUUUGAUUAGCCUCUAUAAACCAUCUUAGGUUCAAUUAAAAACCUAACCUAAAUACGCCGACUCAGCUUGCGAAAAUGACCACGACAACCGAGGAAAAUGCUGAAAUUGACUGGGGAAACGAGAGGUUGAGCAGAGCUCAAAGGGCUGUCGAAGCCAACACCUACGAUGUGGAUUCGUGGUCUUUACUCAUCAGGGAGGCCCAAACAAGGCCUAUCAACGAUGUGCGGUCGAUGUACGAGAAGCUCAUUGCCGCUUUUCCCACCACCGGCCGAUUCUGGAAGAUUUACAUAGAGCAGGAGAUGAAAGCGAGGAACUUUGAAAAGGUCGAAAAGCUGUUCCAACGCUGCUUGAUGAAGAUCCUCAACAUCGAGUUAUGGAGGCUUUAUCUCAACUACGUGAAGGAAACCAAGUGUAUGCUGCCUACCUACAAAGAGAAGAUGGCCCAAGCCUACGACUUCGCUCUAGACAAGAUCGGUCUGGACAUCCACGCCUACCCGAUAUGGAACGACUACGUGACCUUUCUGAAGAGUGUGGACGCGGUGGGAUCCUACGCUGAGAACCAAAAGAUAUCCGCUGUUAGGAAGGUGUAUCAAAGAGCAGUGAUAACUCCAAUCAUAGGCAUAGAGACGCUAUGGAAGGACUACAUCGCAUUUGAGCAAAGCAUCAACACUAUAAUCGCGGAAAGAAUGGCGAUGGAGCGCUCCAGAGACUAUAUGAACGCUCGUCGCGUGGCCAAAGAAUUGGAGACGGUCACCCGAGGCCUCAACAGGAAUAUGCCCGCAACACCACCUACCGUGGACCGAGAGGAGAUGAAACAGGUGGAGCUAUGGAAGAAAUACAUCACCUGGGAGCGAUCGAACCCUCUCCGAUCCGAAGACACGGCUCUCGUGGCCCGCCGCGUCAUGUUCGCCAUAGAGCAGUGUCUUUUGUGCCUGGCACACCAUCCGGAUGUGUGGCACCAGGCUGCGCAGUUCCUGGACCAUUCUGCUAAACUGCUCACGGAGAAAGGGGACUCGAACGCGGCGCGUCUGUUCUCAGACGAAGCGGCGGCGGUGUACGAGCGAGCGACGGGCGGGCCUCUGAAACAUUCUACUUUGCUGCAUUUUGCACACGCGGACUAUGAAGAGAGCAGACUGCACUAUAACAAGGUCCACCAAGUAUACACACGCUACCUGGACAUGGAAGAUAUAGACCCGACCCUAGCAUACGUCCAGUACAUGAAGUUCGCGCGUCGUGCUGAGGGCAUCAAGUCGGCCAGGACUGUGUUUAAGCGCGCGAGGGAGGACGCUAGGUCUCGCUACCACGUGUUCGUGGCUGCAGCGCUAAUGGAGUACUACUGCUCCAAAGACAAGAACAUAGCCUUCCGCAUCUUCGAGCUUGGCCUCAAGAAGUUCUCGCAUAUACCGGAGUAUGUGCUGUGUUAUAUUGACUACCUGUCGCAUUUAAACGAGGACAACAACACACGUGUGCUAUUCGAGCGAGUGCUAUCAUCGGGCAGCCUGAAGCCAGAGAGUUCUGUGGACAUCUGGAACCGCUUCCUGGAGUUCGAGUCCAACAUCGGCGACCUGGUCUCCAUAGUCAAGGUCGAGAAACGGCGCCAGGCUGUACUGGAGAAGAUCAAAGAGUUCGAAGGCAAGGAGACAGCGCAACUGGUGGACAGGUACAAGUUUCUGGACCUGUACCCUUGCAGCAUCGCCGAGCUGAAGUCCAUCGGGUACACUGAGGUGGCAUCGAUGUCAAAUAAGUCGUGGGCCCUUGGAGGGCCUCUGGCGGGCAUAUCGCCUGAACUGGCAGCCGUUAUCUUAGGACAGAAAGACAACGACCCGAACAAAGACAUAGCGCGUCCAGACACGAGCCAAAUGAUCCCGUACAAGCCUAAAGUGAACCCCUUGCCCGGAGAACAUCCUAUACCAGGCGGUACUUUCCCGAUGCCAGCGGCGGCUGCUCACGUGUGCACAUUAAUGCCACCGCCUGCUUGCUUCCGCGGGCCAUUUGUUGCCGUCGACCGUCUACUACAUCUGUUUGGACGCAUCUCGCUGCCAGACAAGCGUAACCAGGGGGGGGGGGAAUCUGACCCCAGUAAGAGGCAAUCUGACUCCAGGAACAGGCAAUCUGACCCCACGAAGAGGCAAGCUGACACCAGGAAGAGGCAAUCUGACCCCAGCAAGAGGCAAUCUGACCCCAGGAAGAGGCAAUCUGACCCCAGGAAGAGGCAAUCUGACCCCAGGAAGAGGCAAUCUGACCCCAGGAAGAGGCAAUCUGACCCCAGGAAGAGGCAAUCUGACCCCAGGAAGAGGCAAUCUGACCCCAGGAAGAGGCAAUCUGACCCCAGUAAGAGGCAAUCUGACCCCAGUAAGAAGCAAUCUGACCCCAGUAAGAGGCAAUUUGACCCCA
Messenger RNA from Ostrinia furnacalis (Asian corn borer), 2496 nucleotides. RefSeq names its product cleavage stimulation factor subunit su(f) (gene su(f)). Gene Ontology annotation, cellular component: nucleus. Gene Ontology annotation, molecular function: mRNA binding; protein binding. The record is from RefSeq and is a predicted model, not a curated record. NCBI's taxonomy places the organism in Eukaryota, Metazoa, Arthropoda, Insecta, Lepidoptera, Crambidae. The transcript is spliced from 17 exons. Gene Ontology annotation, biological process: mRNA 3'-end processing. The annotation marks the transcript as partial.